AUGCACAUCUUGUUCGAUGUCUACUUUGAAAAUAUCAGCGAGAUAUCUUGUCAUUAUAGUGACCAACUUGCCGAAAUUGGGCUCUUGAAUGUCCAGAUCUUGCCUGGAUCUCCGACUCAAGAUGGUGCUGACGCAAUACUGUCCUUCUUUGUUGAACUUCCUAGUGGAACCAUACCUUCGAAUCUCCUAACAACAAUUUUCACGACUUCACCAAAUAUUGUACCGCAACAAACUUCUGUUGUUAAUUUAACAUUGAGUCAGAAUCCUGACCUUACGAAUGCUGAAACAGAAAAUCUUAUUCCAUUGACGAUAACUACAUAUACAAUCCAGGUAUGUCCCGAUAAUAACUGGUAUGUCCCGAUAAUGUCUAAAAGAAUUUCGAAAUUAAAUAUGAUAAUCGAAAUUAUGAUUUAUAUAUUCCCCUUAUUAUCUCUGUCCCAUUAAACACUGGUUUAAAAUAUAGUACAAUAAAAUCUAAAUUUAAUGGCCAUUUCAAUUAUUUAAACAAGAGUAGCAAGAAAAAAGGCGAAUCAAAUUGGUACUACGCCUACCUUUCGAUAUUUUAACAUAUUUUUAGUGAAAUAGUCAACGAUGCAGGGGUGUAAAGGGCAAAUGUUCAAAACUUUGUUGGGCAAAAAUACAUUCAAAUCAUGAACAAGCUAGAUGUCCAGUUUUGAGCAAUUUUAAAAAAGUUGCUAUUCGAAUAUAAUUUUGUCGUUUACUGACAAUCAGAAUUCGGAAAAAUCUUCGCCCAAAGUGAAUGAAAUCGCCAUUCAGAAACUCUAAAUUUCACAAUUUUCUGGAAGAACAUGUCCAUGCACAUACCCCGUAGGGAUCUCGCGUGCUUUUGGCACUCAAUACUUUGGCCUACACAUCAUCGUCCGCGUGGCUAAAGGGACCAGCAGGUUCACUGCAUGCAUGAAAAGCGGAACAUAACAUGUACAUGGGCUUGGUCGAAGACGAGGCUAUCCUUGCGGACCAUGAUACUACUUUUUUUAGUAUAUUUUAUAAACUUCAGUAUACCCAGGACUCGUUUGUUUCUUUAGUUGCAAUAGUUUUUAUUAAUAUGCAAUUGCAAUAUGUUCCUCUAAAUAUAUUACUUUUUUCUUACGAAAUUUAAUGUUUGUAUUAAGUUAACGUGAAACUAAUAUAACAGUAGAGUUGAUGUUCACGGGCAUAAAUAUGUUUUUGCCUGUCUCCGACUCAUUUUAACCAGAGCGUAGCGAGGGUGAAAAUGAGGUCUGAUGAGGACCAAAAAUAUAUUUAUGCCCGCGAAUAUCGUGCAACUGUAUUACUAUUGUGAUAACUUUAGAGGGCGAUUACAUUAUAUAAAAGAUUAAAAAAAUGGCAAAUGGUAUAAUGAGUACAAUGCCGCCUUGUUGCAUGCAUGGUUUAAUAAUUCACUGUAAUAAACUAGAGUCUCAGCUUAUCUACGGAAAAAAGAAUUGAACCGUUCUCAGAAGACAAAACGAUAAAUGAAAAUAGUUAAUACAAUUUAUUGAUGAAGUGAUAGUUGAGUAUAAAAAAAAGCUAGUUUCGCUAUAGUUAAUUAGACAAGUGAACUAUACGAUAAACUUACAUUCACUUCGUCACCGCCUUGUAUAGUUUCUGCCACAACAUCAGUAAUUCUUGUUUUUAGUUGCUUUUUGAUGUGGAUCUUCUUAUAUUGUGAUAAAAUUUAUUUUAUUCCGCUAAAUUGUUCAUUUUAGCCCGCAAAAUAAAGCACUAUGCCCGCUAAAGUUGUUAUAAUAAAUUAAUUAACUAAUAGUCAAGAAUAAUUUAUGAAUUCGUCAUAUUGCUGCUGGCAACAAUGCACAUGCAGCUGAUUGUUUUACAGUUUUGCAUCCACGUCAUUUAAUAUGUAUGGGAAUAUUUGAAAUCGUAUUUUGGUUUGUUCUAUAGGAUAUAAGGUCGGAUGUUCAGGUUUCAAUUGCGAAACGACUGAAUGAAUACUGCCAAAAUAAUUCAGAUGUCCAACUAUGUUCGACAACAAGGUAGGCUAUAUAACUAUCUGUUACUUUAAGAUAUAAAUCAUGUUGAUUCGAGAAAGUACUACUAGUUAACAUGCACCGAAUUAGGAU
Paramuricea clavata is the source of this 2081-nucleotide messenger RNA. The record is from the annotation of a GenBank genome assembly. NCBI's taxonomy places the organism in Eukaryota, Metazoa, Cnidaria, Anthozoa, Malacalcyonacea, Plexauridae.